Messenger RNA from Myxocyprinus asiaticus (Chinese sucker), 1850 nucleotides. It is a transcript of the gene f7l, whose product is annotated as coagulation factor VII, like. Bases 136 to 1434 code for a protein of 432 amino acids. NCBI's taxonomy places the organism in Eukaryota, Metazoa, Chordata, Actinopteri, Cypriniformes, Catostomidae. Gene Ontology annotation, cellular component: extracellular region. Gene Ontology annotation, molecular function: serine-type endopeptidase activity; calcium ion binding. The record is from RefSeq and is a predicted model, not a curated record. Gene Ontology annotation, biological process: proteolysis; blood coagulation. The transcript has 8 exons.
CAGAACAGACUACAUCUCCAUCUGCUGUUGAGUUUCUAGAAAGAUCAGCUUCAGUCACAGACUGUAUUAUUGUGCAAUGUGACGCCCACCGAUGAGGUUUAUAUACACACUGGACUUUGAUCCUGACACUAAAAUAUGAUGGAGUCAAACCUGAAGAGAAUGAAGCUGUCUCACAUGAUCCUCAUACUGCUCGCUAUACCAGCAUGCUCUGGGCUUCCAUCAGUGUUCCUCAGUAAGUCUGAGGCCAGUCAAGCAUUGACACAUCGGGUUAGGCGAGCAAACUCGUUCCUGGAGGAGCUGAAGCUGGGAAAUCUGGAGAGAGAGUGUCUGGAGGAGGUCUGCUCAUAUGAGGAGGCACGAGAGAUCUUCACUGUUCCUGAACAACUGGAAAACUUCUGGAGAAAAUAUACAGAGACGGAUCAUUGUCAGUCAGGACCAUGUCAGAACGGCGCCACAUGUGAAAAUCAGGUGAACACGUAUAUCUGUAUCUGUCCAGUGAAGUUUGAAGGACGAAACUGUGACAAAGAAAGGUUUUUGCCUAGUUUCCAGAGUUGUUUGGACAGGAACGGUGGCUGUGAGCACUUCUGUGUAGAAAUCAAUAAUGUGAUUCAUCGGUGUGAUUGUGCAGCUGGAUACAAACUACAAACAGACAACAGCAGCUGUGUACCUAACGGUGAUUUCACGUGUGGUAGGCUGGUGCACAGGAGUGCAGGUCCCAGGAUUGUCAAAGGUGAAGUGUGUCCGAAAGGAGAGUGUCCAUGGCAGGCUUUACUAGAGUACAGAGGACAGUAUAAAUGUGGAGGUGUUAUUGUAAAUUCUCAAUGGAUACUCACUGCAGCUCACUGUGUUUGGGCGAAGGAUCCGACCCUCUUACAAGUGACAGUCGGUGAACACAUCCGUUUUAAAGACGAGAAAACAGAACAGACGAGGAAAGUGUCUGAGAUUGUCAUCCACCCACAGUACAACCAGACCAGCUCUGACAGCGACAUCGCCCUACUGCGUCUGCUCAGCUCCGUCACUCUCAACGCCUUCGCUCUUCCCAUAUGCCUUGUACCCGUGAACGGUACGUUUGGCCGCACUAUCGGGAUGAUUCGCAUGUCCACUGUCAGCGGCUGGGGUCGUCUGUCGCAGUCAGGGCCCGAGUCCACGAUUCUUCAGAGGCUGGAGGUGCAGAGGGUUUCAUUAGAUGACUGUCGGGCCCAAUCAGGUCUGAAGGUGACCAAGAACAUGCUGUGUGCCGGCUUCAUCGAGGGAGAGCGAGACGCCUGCCAGGGCGACAGCGGAGGACCGCUGGUUACCCGCUAUAAAAACACAUGGUUUUUGACGGGAAUUGUGAGUUGGGGUAAAGGUUGUGCACGCUCGAAUGUCUACGGCAUCUACACGAGGGUGUCUGUCUUUGUGGAAUGGAUUAUGAAGACUAUAGACACCGCAUGAAUUAAUGAGCUUGUAGAAUGAAUGUCAAUAAUGGUGAAGUGUGUCUUUUGUUUUAUCUUAAAAUACUUUCACUGUUCUGCUGAAUGAUGAAAAGUUCAUUAAAAUAAUCUGAAUUACAUUUUUUUACUAGGCUUAAAUUGCUCUGUUAUUUUCUGUAUACUUUCUGUGUUUCAUACAGAUAUGAAUCAUGCCUAUAUACUUUAAAAACCUGUAAAAAUAGAAUGAAUAAAAGGUGGUACUGCUGCAGGAGCAUUGUUAAUAUAUAAAAGUCGUCCAUAUCACUCGUGCACUACAUUUCAGUUCUUCUGAAGCCAUGCGAUGGUGUUGUGUGAGGAACUGACUGAAAUGUAAGUGUUAAAACACCCCUUCACCCAUGUGAAUCUGCCAAUAAACAAGACAGAUGAGACGAAAGUGUG